AUGGUUCUCCACAUUACAAUUUUGAUUUACUGCUUAUUACUCUGCUAUUGCAGUGGUUUUUACACUUAUCCUUCAAAUAGCUCAGACAGUUCUAUCACUACAGAAAACACUAUACAAGAAUCUGGGUCAGAAAAUUAUAGCGACUUGCCUUCAAUUCCUGAGACACCUUCAAACUCAGCCUCAGUUGUAGGAUUAGUGCUUGGUAUUCUUAUUCUUGUAGUCGGAGGAGCUAUAUGAGGAUAUUUUGAAUGGAAUUACCAAAUUACUCAAAAAUUCCUUAACAAAUGUCUUAACGUGGUAAUCGAUGCACCACCUAUUAUUGACUCUGGAAAUAACGGGAAAUUAAUAUUCGUUGCAGGAAACUUACAAGUUGGCAUACCUUUUUAUCUCCAAGACCCUUUUCUGCCUAUAGUAACAGUUUCUGAAGCACUUUUGCUUAAACGACAAGUAGAAAUGUAUCAAUGGCAAGAAGAAACAAUAAAAGAUGGCCUAAAAGCGAUUGAUUAUAAGCACGUCUGGGCAAGAUCACAAAUAAAUUCUUCCCAUUUCAAGUCUAAUGAAGCCCACCACAACCCAGACUGGGACCCUAAGCUGCAAAAUGCUACAUUUUCAUGCCAGCCUGAAGCCUUUAUAGGUCCUUAUCGAAUGUCAAGAGAAAUCCUGAAAAAAAUUCCUAUCAGAGAAAAACUGAGACUAGUCCACCCAACCCCAAUAUAUGAUUCUUUGAAUAAAUAUAUUAUUUAUUACGAUGAUACUUAUUAUUAUCUUACUACACAAGAAGCUGUUGAAGGAGAAUACAAGCCUGGAAUAGGAGAUUAUAGGAUUAAAUAUUCAGUUUUGCAUAUAGGCACAGCUGUUAGUAUUUUAGGUGCCCAAGAUGGGGAUACACUAACUAGAUAUGAAGGGAAACUUUUAACUGUUGAAAGUGGCAUUAUUUCUGCUGACAAACUUCUAGAAAGAAAGCUAAGCAAUCGCCGAACAAAACAAUACAUAAUUCGCAUAUUUUCAACUCUAUUAUUGCUUAUAGGAUUUAUUCUUGCCACUUAA
Messenger RNA from Blepharisma stoltei, 1047 nucleotides. Lineage: Eukaryota; Ciliophora; Heterotrichea; Heterotrichida; Blepharismidae. The record is from the annotation of a GenBank genome assembly.